GCUAAAUUGCGCACAUCUCUGUUCUUUUCCAGAUGCAUAAAUGUGAUGGUCUUCUCGCUAAUUGAGUCUCGAAAAUGGUUUACAGUCAAUGGAAGGCAAAGAUUGUGCCAUCCAUUGCCAUCUCUGGGAGUAGGACAUAUGUGGGUUCAAAUUAUGUUCAAAACCAGUGGAGGGAGGAGACCUAAGAAGAAAAUGUACUAUAGAGUAAAUGAUCUAGACAGAGUCAUGGAGCUUCAGAAGAAACCAUCAUUGAUUUUACGCUUAAAAUCCAUAAUUCAAUCACAGAGAAAACAAUGCGUCCUUCUUAGAGACCUUGAGAAAGAAGUUGGAUUUGUGCAAAAGUGGAAUUUCAUGGGUAUUAUUGAGAAAUAUCCUACGAUAUUCCGUGUCACCGGUGGUAAUGGAACUCCACCGAUGGUUAUGCUGACUGAAAAGGCUGAUAAAAUAGCACUAGAAGAAGAUGAAGCAAGAGCGCAAAUGGAACCUAUUUUGGUCAAGAAUCUAAGGAAGUUGUUAAUGUUGUCGGUUGAUUGCACAUUGCCACUGGAAACCAUUCAACUGAUUGAGAAUGAUUUGGGCUUGCCUAAUGACUUCAGGCAGUCGCUGAUUCCAAAAUACCCACAAUUUUUCUCAGUGAAAGACGUGAAUGGAAGAACUUCCCUUCAGUUGGAAAAUUGGGAUUCUUUUCUAGCUGUCACUGCCCGGGAGGAAAGGUUGGCGUGUGAAGGGGUCCUGACUUCAAAAGAGAAGGUUAGAGUAUUGAAAGAUGGAAACUAUUUCGGUCCCUUCGCGUUUCAAAUGCAUUAUCCUGCAGGAUUUAGGCCGAAUAUGAACUACCUUAAGGAAGUUCAGAAAUGGCAGAAGAUGGAGUUCCCUUCUCCAUACUUGAAUGCUAAAAGAUUUGAACUUGCUGAUCCCAAAGCUCAAAAGAGAGUAGUCGCAGUGCUUCACGAGCUCCUCAGUUUGACUAUGGAAAAGAGGUUGACAUCUGCUCAAAUAGAUGCAUUUCAUUCCGAGUUACGGUUACCAGCUAGACUUUUGCUUUGCUUAAUCAAACAACACAGUAUAUUCUACAUCACUAAUAAAGGUGUUAGGAGUACCGUGAUACUUAAAGAGGCUUAUGAUGGGUCUAAUUUGAUCUGUAAAUGCCCUCUGUUAUUAUUUAGGGAUAAGUUUAUAGCACUUACAGGAAGAAGAGAGAUUGAUUCAUGUAUCAGUGCUCCAACAUAGUUAAUUUAAUGAGAACAGUGGUUGACACUGUA
Solanum verrucosum is the source of this 1262-nucleotide messenger RNA. RefSeq names its product protein WHAT'S THIS FACTOR 1 homolog, chloroplastic. NCBI's taxonomy places the organism in Eukaryota, Viridiplantae, Streptophyta, Magnoliopsida, Solanales, Solanaceae. The transcript has a single exon. The coding region runs from base 46 to 1230 and encodes 394 amino acids. Gene Ontology annotation, molecular function: RNA binding. The record is from RefSeq and is a predicted model, not a curated record.